Molecule: messenger RNA, 567 nt
Organism: Calliphora vicina (urban bluebottle blowfly)
Lineage: Eukaryota; Metazoa; Arthropoda; Insecta; Diptera; Calliphoridae
Product: cuticle protein 38-like
Exons: 2
Coding region: 1-480 (159 amino acids)
Source: RefSeq, a predicted model, not a curated record
AUGUUCAAAUUCGUUGUUGUCUUUGCUGCCUGCUUGGCUGUUGCUGCUGCCGGUGUUGUUCAUCCCACUGCUUUUGCUGCUGCUCCAGUAGCUUUUGCUAAUGCUCCUUUGUAUGCCGCUGGUGGCAGUCAACAAAUUGAUGUUCGUCAUAAUUACGAUGGCAGUUUGUCUUCAUACACCACCACCCCAUUCGGUUACACUUCUCCCAUCUCUAGCCGUUAUGUAGCUGGUGCUCCUGCUGCAUAUGCUGCUGCCCCAGCUGCUUUUACUGCUCCCGCUGCUUUUGCUGCUGCCCCAGCUGCCUUUGCCGCUCCUGCUGGUUAUGCCGCUCCUGCUGCCUAUGCUGCUCCUGCUAAGUACGUUGCUUCUCCUUAUGCUGCUCCCUAUGCCGCUCAUUAUGCUGCUCCUUAUGGAGCUCAUUAUGCUGCUGGUUUUGCCGCUCCCCAUUAUGCUGCUGCUCCCGCUAAAGUAGUUGUUUAAAUUUGUUUCACUUAGUUUUCCUUUUGUUUGUAAUUGUUAAUAAUGAAUAAAUAUUUAUUGUUCCGUUUUUAAAUAUUAAUUAAACAA